Prorocentrum cordatum is the source of this 930-nucleotide messenger RNA. The record is from the annotation of a GenBank genome assembly. NCBI's taxonomy places the organism in Eukaryota, Dinophyceae, Prorocentrales, Prorocentraceae.
GGGGAGCAGAGUCUGCGCGACAUGGCCCGGAAGGCGCUGUGCCGGCUGGCGGCGGACCCCGUCGGCCUCGUCGUGACCGUGAGGCCGAUCACGCUGGCGUCGGAGGACAAGAAGCGCGAGGAGCCACUUCUCUUCGUGGGCGUGGGGCUGGGCCCCUCGCUGCAGCCCGACGGGACGCCGAACCUGGACGAGGGAGUCAGUCGCACGGCCGACGAGCGCCGCAUCAUCUGGACGGCGGUGCACGAGGCCCUCGGCAUCGCCCCAGAGGGAGAGCGGCUUCACGCGCAAGAUGCUCAAGAGGAGCUGCGAGAGGUGGUGACCGAGGUCUUCAUGCUGCAGGAGGCGUGGCUGUACGAGCGACUCCUCAGGUGGCUGAUGCAGCAGCGGAGGAAGACCUGGUGCGGCUGCGGCUGCUUUCAGGCCCUCUUCUGGCAGGAGGAGCUGGACCUGCUGGUUCACGAGUUUGGGGAGGAGAUCGCGACGCACUUCCUCUUCGUCCAGAGCUACACGUGGCACCUGGGCGUGGCUGGCGUUGUCGCCUGUGCGUGCUGGUUUUCUUCCCAUGUGUUCCAGGGUACCUUUGUUGGCUGGACCGGCAAGUUUAGAGAGCUGCAGGUCGUGGCCCAGGUUCCAUGGAUUUUUCUGGUACUUUUCAUGCCUGCGUGGGGCUUCCACUUCCUCGCCACGUGGAAGGCGGUGGCGUCCCACGCAGGAUUCCGCUGGAACGGGUCGCUGAGCUCGGUGCAGAACUCCGUGUACGAGGUGGCGCGCCUCCAGUCCCUGGAGAGCGCCUCGCAGAAGCGCCGGCGCUACCUCCGCGUGGCCUCCAUGUGUGCUCCUCUCAUGGUGUUUCAGUUAUUGGUGGUGCUCGCUAUCACCGCCGCCUUCAUAUGCAUCGAGGUCUACAUUUAUGACGUGUUGUGGGAGACG